AUGGCGAAGGAUCGCCAUCAACUGAUGUCUAACCAACCACUAUUUGCAAGCUAUGAGACCGUAGUCAAACGCUGGCCCGUUAUAUUGACGGGAAUCAUCGACAACAUCUACCGAAUCAAUCACGGUCUAAGCGUAGCGCAAUCAGAAGGAGAUGACAAUGAAGAAACCGCUACUGAGAAAGAGAAAAUAGAGGAGGGCAAAAACUUGAUAGAGACGAUCAGCAAGCUGAAGUAUGAGAUGGGCAGAGAUCGGCCUCUCGAGCCAAUAGCAAACGAUGGCGAAUCUAUGGCGGGGACAUACAAUACCGAGUUGGCACGCUUGACAGAGCAGGGCAAGGGAACAUGGUUCACUGCUCCAUGGCUUUACGCAGAAUGUUACCUGUACCGCUUGCUGCGCUCCUACUUUUCACAAACGAAACACUGGGCUUCUCACGACCCGUUCCAAGCUCAGAAACAAGAGACCUUCCGGAAGAGCUCUCAGGCCAUAUUUCAACUUGCGACCACGAUGCAUGAGCUUGAGCGCGACAAAGCAAGGCUGGCGUCUGAUUCUCAGAACCUGAAUGUUAUAUUCAAGGAGAUGAUUCAGAUGUGUCUCUGGGGCAAUGCCACGGAUCUAUCACUACUCACUCAGAUGUCUCAUGAGGACAUUCAGCACCUGCAAUCUGUCGGAAAAGAUGCACAGGCCGCAAGGAAGGAGUAUAUUCUAACAGAUGAUCAAGACAAAGUAUGGUCGCACCUCGUUAACCUCAAAGAUGCGAGGAUAGAUUUUGUGCUAGAUAAUGCCGGUUUCGAGCUGUUCACGGACUUCGUAUUUGCUGAUUUCCUCGUGACAUACACCCCGCAUGUCUCACAAGUCGUCUUCCACCCGAAGAUGAUCCCAUGGUUUGUGUCGGACGUAACGCCGCCUGACUUCAAGUCCGCGAUCUCAUCCUUGCUCUCACCGACGUUCUUCCCUGAGUUGGAGUCCGACGUGCAGACAUCCUCUCUCGCCGCGUCCUCAAUCGUGCAAGAUGCUACUAUCGUAUCAACACCGAAGGAAUUGCCCGAGUCUCGCCAGCAUCUGAAGGACAUGGUAACGCGGUGGGCUGGCUAUCUGGAAAGCGGCGUAUUCACACUUUCUGUGUCACCUGAAACGCCGCUCGGCGCUUCUAACCCAAAGGUCGACUUCUGGACAUCUCCUUACCCGUACUGGAACAUGCAAGAACUAGCACCAGAAGUAUUUGGAAGUCUGAAGGACAGUGGAUUGGUCAUAUUCAAGGGCGAUCUCAACUUCCGGAAAUUGACAGGAGACGUGAAGUGGCCUGCCCACACCCCGUUUGAGACAGCAGUUGGCCCGCUCCGGGGUGCAUUCCCGGUCUUGAGCUUGCGGACGAACAAAGCGGACGUCGUGGUUGGAGUUGAGCAGGAGACCGCGGAGAGGCUAGACAAGAGUGGGGAGAAGUGGAGGUACAACGGAAAAUAUGCACUGGUGUUGUUCUUGCCACGGGACUGA
Molecule: messenger RNA, 1491 nt
Organism: Fomitopsis serialis
Lineage: Eukaryota; Fungi; Basidiomycota; Agaricomycetes; Polyporales; Fomitopsidaceae
Product: DUF89 domain-containing protein
Exons: 16
Coding region: 1-1491 (496 amino acids)
Biological process (GO): DNA damage response
Cellular component (GO): nucleus; cytoplasm
Molecular function (GO): phosphatase activity
Source: RefSeq, a predicted model, not a curated record